Staurois parvus is the source of this 607-nucleotide messenger RNA. The record is from the annotation of a GenBank genome assembly. NCBI's taxonomy places the organism in Eukaryota, Metazoa, Chordata, Amphibia, Anura, Ranidae.
CUGCAGUCUUCUGGGACCUGUCACAUGUCUGCAGUCUCUGGUCAUCUCCUGUACUAUGUCCUCAGUCUCUGGUCACCUGUACUGUGUCCGCAGUCUCUGGUCAUCUCCUGUACUGUGUCCACAGUCUCUGGUCAUCUGUAGUAUGUUCGCAGUCUCUGGUCAUCUCCUGUACUUUGUCCGCAGUCUCAGUCUCUGGUCAUCUCCUGUACUAUGUCCGCAGUCUCUGGUCAUCUCCUGUACUAUGUCCGCAGUCUCUGGUCAUCUCCUGUACUACGUCCUGUAGUCUCUGUCAUCUCCUGUACUACGUGUAGUCUCUGGUCAUCUCCUGUACUGUGUCUGCAGUCUCUGGUCAUCUCCUGUACUGUGUCCGCAGUCUCUGGUCAUCUCCUGUACUAUGUCCGCAGUCCCUGGUCAUCUCCUGUACUAUGUUUGCAGUCUCUGGUCAUCUCCUGUACUACGUCUGUAGUCUCUGGUCAUCUCCUGUACUAUGUCCGCAGUCUCUAGUCAUCUCCUGUGCUAUGUCCACAGUUUCUGGUCAUCUCCUGUACUGUGUCCGCAGUCUCUGGUCAUCUCCUGUACUAUGUCCGCAGUCUCUGGUCAUCUCCUG